AAUUUUGGCAACUUUUUUGUCACACCUCACAACAGUUACCUUUUAAAAACCCAAACAAAAAUUUCAAAAAAAGUUCUCUUCUUAUCGGUUUUAUUUUUUACUCCACGCUUCCUGGCCCAGAAAUACUUUUAAAUAACACUUGUUCAAUAUCAUACACUUUUCAUAAGUGCCAACAAUAGCCAAAAUGCCGACUUCUCCGUCGACUACAGAAGCCAAUCAAAAAGAUAGCAAGCUGGUAUGUGUGUUUUGCGCAUCUCGCGACAGUCCAGACCAGGUCUACAACGAAGCAGCAAACUCACUAGGCCGUGAACUAGCCAUGGCCGGGUACGGUCUCGUUUACGGUGGCGGCAGUUGCGGCCUGAUGGGCCGAGUAGCGCUCUCCGUGCACGAAAACAACGGCGACGUGCUCGGCAUCACCCCCCACGCACUGACCUCAAUCGAGGGCGGCACCGAGAUUGGUCGCACGCUGUUGGUCAACAGUAUGCAUGACCGCAAGAGCAUGAUGAACGACUAUGCCAUGGCCUUUAUAGCGCUGCCCGGCGGAUUCGGCACUUUGGAAGAGCUCUUGGAGACCACCACCUGGUCUAUGCUCUCCAUCCAUUCCAAGCCUGUCAUUGUUCUGAACACGAAUGGAUACUACAAUGCUCUCAGGGAUCUUACCAAGAACGCUGUCAAGGCGGGAUUCAUCCAUGGAGAUAACAGCGAAAUCAUCGUCUACUGCGAUACGCCCCAGGAGGCGGUCGCUGCGAUCGCUAAGUACAACACGCCAAAGAACCGCUACGACCUAAACUGGACUUCGCCGCAGCCGAUGUGAUUCGAGUGUCAAAUAUCUGCCUUUUUACAUGCCCGCGCACAAAUAGACUUCGGGAUUUAAUUUUUUAACAUGUUUCUUUACACCACUGGCUGGGAUCAAGCGACGUAGUCAUUGGGUGGCCAGCUGUGCAUAUAGCAUAUUAAAUACACUUCUUUACGUAACGCCUUUUAACUCUAU
This is a messenger RNA of Kickxella alabastrina, 991 nucleotides long. RefSeq lists its product as uncharacterized. NCBI's taxonomy places the organism in Eukaryota, Fungi, Kickxellomycota, Kickxellomycetes, Kickxellales, Kickxellaceae. The record is from RefSeq and is a predicted model, not a curated record. Bases 185 to 814 code for a protein of 209 amino acids. Gene Ontology annotation, molecular function: hydrolase activity, hydrolyzing N-glycosyl compounds. The transcript has a single exon. Gene Ontology annotation, biological process: cytokinin biosynthetic process. Gene Ontology annotation, cellular component: cytosol.